Molecule: messenger RNA, 783 nt
Organism: Tyto alba (common barn owl)
Lineage: Eukaryota; Metazoa; Chordata; Aves; Strigiformes; Tytonidae
Product: feather keratin-like
Exons: 1
Coding region: 1-315 (104 amino acids)
Cellular component (GO): intermediate filament
Molecular function (GO): structural constituent of cytoskeleton
Source: RefSeq, a predicted model, not a curated record
AUGGCCUGCUCCGACCUCUGCCGCCCCUGCGGACCCACCCCGCUGGCUAACAGCUGCAACGAGCCCUGUGUCAGGCAGUGCGAGGACUCCCGCGUCGUCAUCCAGCCUCCCGCCGUGCUCGUCACCCUGCCAGGACCCAUCCUCAGCUCCUUCCCCCAGAGCACCGCCGUCGGAUCCUCCUCAUCGGCUGCCGUGGGCAACGUCCUCAGCUCCCAGGGAGUGCCCGUCUCCUCCGGAGGCUUCGGCUUCGGCUACGGCUACGGCUUGGGCGGCCUGGGCUGCUUCAGUGCCAGAAGAGGCUGCUACCCCUGCUAAGGGCCCUCACCACCACCCCUGACACCAACCACCCACACCCUGGAAGCCACGGCAUCGAUUGAGGACGCAGCUCCGGGCUGUUGCUGGCACAUGGGCUCACCCUCCAUGGCUCCUCCUCUCAAGGCACCAUGAAAAGAGACAGGGAAGGGGGAGCCCCGGCUGCCUUGAAACUUGGCCCAUGUACCUCCUCCUUUUCUCCAACUGUCUUCUUUGCAUCGCCUCUUCUGCUAUUUCCCUUUCUCUCUGCUGCAAACAGCCUCUCACAAGCCAAAGCCCACUUGGAGCUCCAGUGAGCUACUCCUACUGCAGGGCAGGAAGACCUCAGAGAUCUGACAAAAUCAACUGCACAAAAGGGCUCUCGGCUUGUGGUCGCUGUACUUCCACCACAGAUCGGUUCUCUUCCACUCGGCGCUCCUGCCUUUUCCCUGUGUUUUUCCCUCAAUAAAGUUCUCCUGCAAACCACCCAAA